AUAUAACUGUAGUCCCUUUAUGCAACACUCAAAACACUAACCUACAUAAAUUGAUAAACAAAUAAUAAGUUCUUUGAAAAAAUACACUUGGUGCUUUGUUGUCUGGAACAUAUUGCAUUAAAUGUCAGACAAUAGUGAUAUCAGUAUUUUCAACAUCCGUGUUAAAGUAACAAGAUAGCUGGUCUGAAUGUAAUUCACAGGUACACUGAAAUAGGCAUACAAUCACAAGGACUACGAUGCUGAACAAAGAUAAGAAAAAAAUGCACAUAACUAUAAAUAAGUAGGUGAUAAAUAUGUGUGUAAAAAAAGAAACAUACAAAGUGUUCUGUAGAUACAUACAAAUACACUACUGUCAGGGACAUUGGAGUAUGGGUCCAUAUAUGUGUGUGCAUGGAUAUGCAAUAAAAGUCAAAUGAAAUGUGUUUUAAAACAUAAACAUUGAGACAUGUCACAGAAUAAAUAACCAAGUGAAACACUUAACUAUGCAAAUACCCCAAACUAAUUUUGAGUUGCAUAAUGCAAAGGAAUAAAUGUUGGAUAAAAGUACUAGAUUCCAUUAUCUACAAGAAGUGAGUGGCUGUGUAUUGUGGCUUGCAGGAUUUAUAGAUGGGUGAUAUGUAAAAACACACAAUAAAAUGAAUACAGUUAAAUACAGAAUACCUGCAAUAAACCCUGUGUAAAGCCAAUUAAAAUGAAAGCUAUUAGUUUAGUGUUUUUUUUUUCUUUCUUGCAGGCCUAACUGUUUUCAAACAAACAAAAAAGAUUACAAUCGAAAGGUGAUGGGAUCCAGGCUCAUAUCAGCUAAUUAUUAAGCUAAUUAAGAAAAGACAUGUCCAAUGUGCGGGCUGCAAUCUGCUGGAGAGUGAAAAGUGCGGACACAUGAGGUGGUGCCCUGACUGCAUGGUCAUAAAUGAUAAUGUAAUGAGAGUCCUGCUGAGCUAACGAUAAACAGCUAGCUUUUGAUAAUGCCAUAUGCCAUAACGGUGUGAAGACGUCGCUCGACGGUUGACGGCGGCUGCUGCGUCGCUGCCACUCUGUUCGGUUGCCAGGUUCCGUUUGACGAACGUCGAGUGAGCGCGCUCUUGUUUUGUCGGCUGCUGUUAACGCCCACUGUAGGUAUUGCUCAUUUUGCGGAGGGGCUGCCCCAUUCAUAGGGCUAGUAGGCAAGUCAAGGCGGGCGAAAGCAGCGCAGGAGCGGCCAAACACCAUCAGCGACGUAGCGUGUGAGCCAAAGGAUGGUCUGUCGCUGAGAAAAGGAAAGGAAAGGGAACAAAAAAACCCAACAACCUAGGCCAGGUUAAACUACGCUACCGUUUGCCGGCAGUUUCGACCUCGGACACACUCUCAGCUAACAAGCCGAAACCAUCUUCCUCAGGAAUGGAGAUUUGAAUGUCUUGAUUGAACACUGGAGGACCUCUCCUGUGCCAGACCUGCCGCGGAAAUACACUGACUUCCUCGUCGCCUAGCUCCUCACCGCUGCCGCAGACCGGCCAACCUACUCGGCUCACCGAAACCCCCCUCCCCUACCCUACCCCCAGGCUGUCCGCGGACCGCCGGCUCUGGCAUCUGGACGCAUCGGGGACCUGGUCUUUCGUCGUUGUAGAUAACGUAAACGUGCCUGUGUGUGCUUUUUUUUGCUGCCUGUAUGAUGCCGACACAUUUGCGGUUCCGGAGAAGGUCAUUCCUUGGGCUUAUAUUCCUCUUUUCACUGUCCACCUCCGCAUUGUACUUCAUCUACUCCGCCCCCGGAAUCGUGAAUGAGUAUGUGUUCAUGGUCCAAGCCAGAGGGAUCCAGAUCAGAGAAAACGUGAAGAACAUCGGGGCUCAGGUUCUGGAGCAGGUGGUGAGGGGGGCAUACAGUGUCAAUGGCACAGAUUAUUCUUAUGACUUCAACAUGAGUGAGAGUGAUGCUCCUCCCACCACGUACCUCCCUGAGGACUUCACCUACCUCCCCUCUCAGGUCUGCCCCGAGAGGAUGCUCUCCAUGAAGGGCAGGUUGGAGGUGAAUAUGAGUGAGGUAUCUUUGGAGGAGGUGGAGAGAUCCUUUCUGGAGGGAGAGCCUAGCAUAGCCCCAGGAGGCUACUGGAAGCCCAACGACUGUUUACCUCGCUGGAAGGUGGCAAUCCUCAUCCCAUUCAGGAACCGACAUGAACACUUACCCAUUCUACUGAGACACCUGGUGCCAGUGCUACAGAAACAGAGACUCCAGUUUGCCUUUUAUCUCAUUGAGCAGGGGGGCACAGAGCCUUUUAACCGAGCCAUGUUGUUCAAUGUCGGCUUCAAGGAGGCCAUGAAGGACUUUGACUGGGACUGUCUGAUCUUCCACGACGUGGACCACCUCAUGGAGAACGACAGAAACUACUACGGCUGCACCGACAUGCCCCGACACUUUGCGGUCAAACUUGACAAGUACUCCUACAUGCUUCCGUAUAAUGAGUUCUUUGGUGGGGUCAGCGGCAUGACGGUGAAGCAGUUCAAAAAGAUUAAUGGAUUUCCUAAUGCAUUCUGGGGCUGGGGAGGAGAGGACGAUGACCUCUGGAACAGGGUGCGUUAUGCCAACUACACAGUGAGUAGACCGCGAGGAGACCAGGGACGAUACAUGUCUAUUCCACAUCACCAUCGCGGGGAAGUCCAGUUCCUGGGAAGGUAUAGUCUACUACGCCACUCGAAGGAAAGACAGAAAGUGGAUGGUCUCAACAACCUCAACUACUCCCCCCUAAUGUCCAGGAGGCCUCUCUACACCAACAUCACAGUCAGCUUGAGCAGAAAGCUUGCACCCGUAGCUGACUACUGACGUAGGCACAGCUGGACUGCAAAAACACACCUGGGAAGCAAAGUCCUCUGGGACAUCAGCCAUAUUUCACCAGUUGCAGCAGUGCUUAGGACUUUUCAGUUGAUCCUUUGCUUUGUUUUUGUUUGUAUGCAAAAAAAGAAGAAAAAACAGGAGACUCAAAUAAGUAUGUUGGAAAUAAUAAUUUAAGAAAUUAAGGAUUAAUGCUGCACUUGCUUGUGCCACAGUCCAUCACUUCUCUCAUCUGGGCUUAUCUAGUGUUCAGUCUCCACAUGCCUUUUGCACCAUUUUGGCCUUCAACAUCCAUCCAUUCAUUCAUUUUCUAUUCAGUCAACAAUUAGCUCAGCCCUACGCUAUUGUCCUUGUUUUGUUGGUUUUUUUUUUGUUUAGUUUUUUCUAAAUAGGCAAUGACACAAGCGCACAUUCCUGGCGUGGUCCCCCCGAGGCUUUGAUUUGUCCAUUCCCCUUUGCUCUUGCACUUCUCAUGUUAACAAAAUGCAGUAAACCUGUGAAAACAUUUGCAUGCACACACACGACCACGCAGCAAAUGUUGACCGAGUGGACUCUUUGCAGCUGGUUCUGCAGAAGGUAUGCCAAAUCUGCAAGCGAAGAGACAAGAGAAAAUGAUAUAAAAAAAAAAACAAGAGUGCGUGUUUUCAGUCAUGUAUACUGUAUGUGAAAUAAUUAAUUAAGUUGAGAGCCUGUUGAUACCUUUUCAUCUCUUUCCAACUAUAGUUUGUCCUGUGAACAUGCCAUGUAAAGACUGUGAUGUUUGUGUUUGCAUAGUUGCAUUGGACGUUCUGGCUGCCUGCAAGUGGCUGUAUGUUGGAGAGCAAUGCUCACACCGUUAGCAAUAAGCUGUAAUAUCUGACAGCGGAACUUAGACCCGACUUCCUCACUAUACAGAUGCAAUAGCAUGGGUGCUAGCAAAACCCUUAUUGGACUACAGAGAAGGAGUGACUGCGUAUGCAAACUUCACACUCAACACACCUUUGCCUACGCAAACAUGCCACCAUUGUCAGAGCCUGCGCAUCUGGUUGUGUGUGUGUGUGUGUGUGUGUCCGUGUGUAUAUAAGUGAGGAAGAGCUAUGCAAAUGGCCUGCUUGUAUCCCGUCGUCAGCGCAGAGGUCUUCAGGGUGACCUCGAGGAGAUGUCACUCGGUGUGUGGUGCGCGAGUCCAGGCCAGGGAAAGAUAAAACCGUUGCUGUUUCACUUUUAGAUCCCGCAUCCUUAAUGUUUACUCAUCCUCAUUUUUUUUUUUUUUCUUAAUGGAGAGAAUUGGAGGUAGAGAAUACUUGAUCGCUGUCACUGUCACUGGUGUUUACAGAAGCUAUUGCUUUGUUAUUUUUCAGAUUGUCUAGUGUUUGUAAUACUGUUAGCCAGCCCUCCUCCACUGCGGGUGCUGUGAAAACUGUAUCUUUACAACAACCAAUCUCUGGCUGCCUUUAUGUUUUUUUAACUGACACUUCUUUAUCUAGACGUGGGUAGGAAAACAUUUUAAAUGAAUAUCUAAGAUGCAAGCUGAACCACUGAUUAGCUUUGCUCGCUCGUGGCCAGUCUUUAGCCAGUGAGUUUCUCUGUAGAAAAUCAGAAAAAUUCAGGAUGAUGGCUCGAAGUCGAGGUUUUGUUCGGUGGCGCGCUGCACACUGUGCAUCGACACAGCAGGCAGUUGCUAUAAUGUCCCCCUCUCCGGUCUGUGUGUUUGACAGUGUUGACUUUGAGUAAAAAUAUCCCAGUACCGUAAACGUGGUUCCGUUUAACAACAUCAAAAAAAAUAAAUAAAUAAAAAGAUUGCAGACACUUUCUCCUCACUGUCUGUCCUCUAGUCAUGCAGCUACUUCAUUUCACACAAAUCGCCUUGUAUGCAUUUCUUAUGAUGUAUUUUUUGGGAGGAAAUGUGGGUGGGUUGGCAAACUUUUUGUGCUCCCACACUGAAAUAAGACAUAGAGGCAAAGAGGCAGGACCUCAUUUUAUUUAUUUGAUCUUUUAUGGAUUAUUUUUCUGUAAUUGUUCAUUUUUUUUCUUGCGGUUGAUGUGACAAUGUAGUAGGUGACAUAUGACAGACUGUGUUAGAUGCACUGAAACUUGUAGUUAUGUGUAAUUGUGUGCGGUUGUGAGGUUCAGGUCUGUGUAAAAUGUGUGUGUGGGGGGGGGGGCGUUCAGUUUCAUUUAGACUCCCCUCUUCACGACACACAUGUCUUGGUUUUUCAGUGAAAUGGAACCGGACAUGUCGCCUGGCGUGUAUUAAUCUACUCAACAGACACGUUGGAGGAGGCCAUUUUGUGUGACAACCACAGGAAGAGCAAGACACCUAAUCAGAAAAUGCUUCUGGUCGCUGUCCUUCACUGAGCACCUCCUUUAUAGUAAUUGAUAUUGAAUGGUGCUGACCUUCUAGACCUCCCUACGAGGGAUUCUCUCUCUCUAUACGCACUAACUGGAACCAGUCCUAACAUCGUAACAGCCGUGGUCAGCGGGCAAAAACAUCCCUCAAACUUUUUUAUGGCUCUGUCAUCUCUAGUUCCAACCUGCGUAUUAGCGGCAUAAAUAUUCUGUGUUUUGACAUGCUGCCUUUUCGUCUCGCCGCGUAAAGCUAAUUCGUGCAUUCGUUCUUCUGGUUCAUUGCCACAAACCGAAGCGCGUGUUUACCUCCGAGCCAGUGACUCAGGAGGUGCUCAGUGGAUGUCAACGGACAGUUAGCGGCAUUUGUGUUAAGUUUUCUUUUCCAUGUGUGUUUGAGUGAAAUGGCUGAAACCUUUCAGUCCUCCAUCUAGAUUUCUAGGGUUUUUUUUUUUUUUUUGGUUUUGUUUUUUUUCCUUUUCAUUUUAUUUUUUUCCGCACUGAUAUGAAAGUGAUCUCUGGCUUGACCUGGUUUUGCGAACAACUUGCAGGUUCCUUUCCGGCUUUUGAAACUUAAACACGAUACACUGUAUUUCCUGCUUUUCAUUUUUUUGCUUAGGAUUAAAUCAAGCAGCUAGGCGGACGAUGUAGAAAAAAAAGCCAAUUGGUUUUUAGUUGGAGUGUUUCGGGUGAAUAUUCAGACCUCGGGCACCCCCUCUCGAUAUAUAAAGAUUAGCUAUUCUUUAGAACGAGAAGCUUCAAGGGCCAACAACAUAAUCAGCAAAGAUGGCUCUUCUGUUUGAAUUAACAGGUGCAAAUCCGUCAACGCUUGCUUGCAUUUUGUUUAAAAAAACAGGAAAAUUGACUUCUGUGGUGAUAAGAGCAUGCUGGCUAGUCUUUUCCCUCUCAUAUGUACUUGUGCGUGCUCUCAGCACAGACAAAGGCCGAGCCCGCUGCUCACUCAAGAAGCUUCUUCAUAGCAUAAUCUCACCUGCUCUGAUCCAUUCUGUGCCAGUUUAAAUGAAGUAAACCAUUCUUUGGGCAUCUGACAAGACUGGCAGCCUUAAAAAAAAAAAAAGCUUCUUAAUUUAUUGCGGUGUUUUUUCACUCAAGUUUUUUUUUAUAAGCGAAAAAUAUUUAAAUUGAGAAAAAAGUGUAUAUCAAGUAAAAAAUGAUCAUUGUAAAUAUUGUUGUGUGUAGUGUUUUAGAAAUUCUAUAAGGUCUUAAAUCACUACAGAUGCUAGCAAGAACAAGGCUUUUGGAGGGGAUUUGGCUCGGAGGGGGGGGGUUGUUCUGGUGCCAUUUAAGUGCUAGUGAAGCUUACAUAGCGACAUCAAUGUUUUUACAUCACAGCCUCUCAGCACCUGCUUUUUGUAAAAAUAGAAGGAAAAAAAAUAUCCUUAUUCCAUGAAAUUUUUCGAUUUCUCUCACAAUCUGAGCUGUUCUGCACUCCCGAGGCCUUGCUGGUCGUCGUGCGCUGUAGCAGUUGAAGAGGCCAAUCACAACGGACUUGGGCACCAAUCUUCAUGUAAAAGUUUGGUGUCCUCGUUCGUGCAAGUGAUGUCUCUUUGAUGGCGACAGCGGUCGGGGUAAGGCACAGGUUGGAGGGAAGCACUGCAGGAUGGCGAAGUGUCAGCCAAAAAACACCAUAUGCUUACAAUGCAAUGGAGCACAGGCACCCGAACCAGCGACACAAUCCACUCUAAAAAUCCACUCAGAUUCAUUUUUUUUUGUAUGAAAGCUAACUCUUUAAAAAAAAUAAAAUAAAAAAUAAAUAAAGAUACAGAUUGCUAAAUUUAAGAUAUCUCUUCUCUGAUUGUAAGGAGAUAACUUCUCCUUGAAUUGAAGCCAUUUGAAGCCACUUGUCAAAACUUGAUGUCAGCCUUAUGUGGAUCUGUUUGUGUAUCGGCAUAUUAUCUUUUGAUUAUCAAAAUUUGUAUGAUGGAGUUUUUUCUUUUAUACCAUCAUUGUUAUUGUCAAAGUACACCAAUAAAAUGAAACUUGUAAAGAUA
Messenger RNA from Acanthopagrus latus (yellowfin seabream), 7140 nucleotides. RefSeq names its product UDP-Gal:betaGlcNAc beta 1,4- galactosyltransferase, polypeptide 5 (gene b4galt5). Gene Ontology annotation, biological process: carbohydrate metabolic process; glycoprotein biosynthetic process. The record is from RefSeq and is a predicted model, not a curated record. Lineage: Eukaryota; Metazoa; Chordata; Actinopteri; Spariformes; Sparidae. Gene Ontology annotation, molecular function: UDP-galactose:glucosylceramide beta-1,4-galactosyltransferase activity. Bases 1646 to 2794 code for a protein of 382 amino acids. The transcript is spliced from 9 exons.